AAACGUAGCAACUGCCAAUUGUAUUCCUACUAUGGAGUUUUCAGAGAAUACUUUCAAGCUUGCUUGUCGUGCCACUGUUGGAUUUCUAUUGUUAUCAGUGUUAGUUUUUACUCAAAAGUUCUAUCAUUUGGAAUAUGGCCCUCUUGCCAUUAUCAUGUUCUUAUGUAGCAUAACGUUUUCAAGUGACCAGUUGGAAUUUGGUUUUGUUUCACUAGGUUGCUUGCAAAGUACCGCUUCUCUUCUAUUUGGGGCUUCUUUUGGAUACAUAGCUGCUUGGAUAUCAGGAAACAGUAACUUGCUUACUGUAGUAAGUGCAGCUAUAGGAACUGGACUAUUCACAGCUUUGCAUCCGUAUCAGAAAAUCAGUUUCAUUACGAGCAACGGAGAAAUUUAUUUUAUUUUCAACCUUUUAGAUAGUAAAAAGUCUGCAGAUAGUAACAUUCUAUGGAAUACUUUUUAUGAGACGAUGAUAGGAGCCCUAUUAGCACAUAUGACUGCAUUGUUAGUAUCCAUAGCUAUUUUCCCAAAGUCUAUUCAUCGAGAAAUGUUUCAUUGUCUAUCACUUUCAUUUGAUUAUGCCGGUUCAGUACUUUCCAAAGCAGCUACGUUAUUACUUCAUUGUUUUGCAGAAGGCAAUAAGGAACUUAUCUCUUUGGAACUUUCACAAGAUAUGCAACAGCAUUGGAAUCAAGCAAAGGGCUAUUUUGAAAAAGCUCAAGCAAUGAGAAAAUGUCUUUUAUUUGAAUGGAAUGUUCGGUAUCCAACUUCUCAAGAAGCCAAUGGAGUAUAUUUGGAGUCUUUGAUGAACGAAUGGCAGUCAUUCUUGGAUACAUUACAAGCACUUCAAAUACUUGUGACAAAAGGACAAAAACGAUAUAGCGAUGAAAUAUUAUUACAGUGGAAAUCUUUUAUGGACUGGCUUCAAAUAUAUUUCGCUUGGAUGGCAUCUAAAUGUCAUCGUUAUUCUAUGAUAUCAGAAAUACACAAUAACAGACCAAAGCUAUUACAACUAUGGCAAAUAGAGAAUACCAAAGAAUCUCAAGAAUGGUUGCAACCGAAUGAUUCUCUCUCAUUUCGAUUUCAUCAAGCAUUCAGAGAAUAUUUUCAAGCGGUUUCCAAGAAUGAAAUAUCCAAUCUUUCUAUUUUUGAUCAUGGUCCUCUUAUGUAUUUCAUGGUUAUUACAAAUACAUUGAAGGAUCAUAUGGAAAUGUUGGAUAGAAAUCUCAAUGAACUUGCUCAAAUGGAGCCUUGUUCCGUUUGGCGUCGUUUUCAAUUCCAAAUAGUAUCAACAUUGGAUGUUCUGGCUUGGCCUUUUUAUGGUUGGCUAAAUGUAUUCAAAGCCAUUCCUAAAGGGUGCUUAGAAUGGAAGGCACUAGUCAAAAACAAUCAGUUCCAAUUCUUUCUCAAAAAGUGGUUGGUCAGUUUGAGUAUUUUGACAUUUCUACUUGCCAGUCCAUUUUAUGAACAGUUUGCGAAUUUCAAUGGAGCUUGGUUAUGGCUAUCAUAUAUUUUGUAUAUGCAGCCCUCUACAGAAGGUACUCUCAUGAAUGGAAUUGCCAACAUAUUGGGCGUAUUCUUUGCCUGUUUAGCAAGUGCAUUGAUCAUGUUGCGGCCUUCUAUAGCCACCAACGGCUAUCUAUUGGAUGCCUAUCUAACUGUUAUCACUUUUAUCACAGUCUUAUUUCUUACGAGUCCCAUUUCAGAGACUUUAUUGACAUUUUCCUUCACAGAAUAUGUUUUAAUCCUGUAUUAUUUCAACCCAUAUGAGUUUCAUGAAACUUGGCGUUAUUCUCUGACAAGAUUCUUACAAAUUUUGUUAGGUAUCAUUAUUGCAGUAUUAAUGAAUACUUGGAUACUAACGUUUUCUGCUUUGGAGGAAACAACGUCGUGUCUUUCAUCCUUGUUGGAGAAAAUGGUGUCUUCUCAUGCGAUGUUAGGUACCUCUGAUUACGUUGUUCUUGAGCAUGCCGAGAAGACCUAUCAUCAACUCAACUUGAACAGCAUGUGGAAAGAGUUUUCUUAUAUUUCCUCGGUAUUGGAUUCUAUUUGUAGUGGUAUAUUAGAAACGACUGGUGUAAGUGUUGUCUCUAAAGAAAUCUUGACAGUUGUACGUGUAGAAGAGGAUUUACUGCAUCGUCUGAAAGCACUUGUGAUUGUUUCUCGUGGAUUGCCGUUAUUGAAGAAUUGUAUUCCAUUCCAUUCCAAAUUCUUUUCAUUUAUGAAAGAUGCAUUGUCUGAAGAUUGGAGCACUUUGUCGCUUUUAACCCAACAAUUAACAAGUCUCGUGGAGCACAAGUUAAAACAUACCGAAACUUUCCGAUGUUCAGAGUUUUUGAAAGAUUUAACACAACAAGCUCAGAAACGAAUAACUGAUGUUGCACAGGAGGUUAGUGUGAACGCAAUACAAGGAGUUACUCAUAAUAUAUUGACUGGAUUGGAAAAUUGCAUCGAUAUAUGGAGUAACAAUCCUCAUCAUGAUAUGUCCUCAUCAUUACCAUCAGAUAAUGAUACAAGAGAAGAAGCUCAUGAUAGAGUUUCCGAUUGGCUUUCUUUAUUAAGUAUUUCAAUCAUUGAACAAUGGAAGAGACAUUUUCCUAUCCAAGAUACGGUCAUGACAGAUCAUUCUCAAGACGUGACACUGAAGUGGAUGACUCCCUCCUUGGCAAAGGCAUAUAUAGAAAUACUUGAACGAGGAGAAGAGUUGUCGAAAGAGAAUGAUGCUCAUCAUUGGUUGGAAUGCAAAAAAGCAUUCUUAGGUAUGAGGCAUUUUAAGGGAAAGUUGACAAGGAAUCCCUUUGGUAGGUUGCCAAAUGGACAUCGAAGUAUAUUAUUUCAAAGAAUGAAGAAAUUGAAAAUGAACAAAUGUGGUUUGUCACAAGUUUCACAAUUGACUCGUAUGGAAUAUCAAACAUUUCCAAUCAUAGAGACAACAUGGAAUGACAGAGUUCAACUGUGUAUCCGAGAAUGGAAAAGGGCUCAAGGCAUUCUUUAUCUCCAUUGUAUGUAUUUGGAAUGGCAUUUCUUAAAAGGAUUGCUUCCUCUUGAAGAAGGACAUGAAGUUAUUGAGGAACCAUUAUAUAUUCUCUAUGGAGAUGAGUACAUUGAUUGGUUGGCUAGACUCUUUGCUAGUGCAUAUUUUAUGGAAGGUUUGAUUUCUUUGGCAAUAGAGUUGACCAGAAUUUCUUAAAAAUCGUAAAUGACAAAUAUUUCAUUCUCUGGAGGAAUAUUAGAAAAGGAUAUGUAUGAUAAGAACAGAUGGGUAUGUGCAGUAUAUAAGGGAAGUCUGGAAAAAUGAAUGUUUGAAUGGUCUUCUCAUAUAAAAAGAAAUGUUUAUGU
Molecule: messenger RNA, 3336 nt
Organism: Galdieria sulphuraria
Lineage: Eukaryota; Rhodophyta; Bangiophyceae; Galdieriales; Galdieriaceae
Exons: 1
Coding region: 32-3187 (1051 amino acids)
Source: RefSeq, a predicted model, not a curated record